GCGGUCUCCAGCACCACAGCAGCAGCGUCAGCAGACGGACAGUAGCAGGAUUCAGGACAGGUGUUGACAGCGAGCAGCAACAGCAGCAACAGCAGCGGCAGAAGCAGCAGAAAGCAUCAGAACAGGACAGGGCGUGGUGGAGUUUGCGAUGGUGGAACCAGCGUCGCCAGGAGCAUCGACAGCAGCAUCCGUGGUGCUCCUGGCUACCGGCGGGGGGUUGCCUGGAGGGAUGGGGUGGGAGAGCGGCCGGCGGUGGAUGGGUGGCAGCAGCUCCAAUGGGCCCUGCCGUGGCGAUGCACGGCGUGGCGGGCGCUGGCAGGACGCGCGCAUGGACCUGCAGUGGCUGUGGGCGAAUGCGCGCGCCGGUAAGGGGCUUGGGCCGUGGCGCUAUCGUGGUGAGCAGCCGGCACACAGCAGUCGUCUCCGUGCCGUGCAGUGGGGGCCAACGCAGGCGUGCAAGCAGGCGAGCGGCGGCAGACUGGCGGCGGAGUUGCAGCGGGGCUGGCGGCGGCGGCGGAAAGGCGCAGCGGCGGGGCGCAGGGAACAAGAGCGUGUGCAGCAGUGGCGCCCCCGCUUGCUCCCGCCACGUGGCGGGCCCGGCAUGCUGCCUCUGGCGGCUGCGGGCCCGCUCACGGUCCGCCGCGCCGGACGGCGUCUUGCCACCUGCAGCGUCGCUUCCCGCGGCACCUGCAGCAGCAGCAGCAUGGGUCGGCUGCGCAUUUCGUGCGCGUCGUGAGGGUGCCGCCGCUGAGUCAGCACGCGGUGAAUCUAAUGGCACUGGCCGCAGGGGGUCGGGGUCAGGGUGAUUUGGGUGGUGGAGCUGGCAUCUGCCGCGCUGGUGGCUGUCCAUUCAGCCGCUGCAGUCGAGUCAUGCCUGCAGCACAGCAGCAGCCAGCUCCUACUCUGCCUCAGUAGUGGCUCGGCGAACAGCUGUUGCCUUAAGAAGGGCCUCCCAUGUGAAGGAGCAGAGGCUGAUUAGGCCCUACAGAGACCCUGCAGCGACAGCGCUUGAGCAGCUUGAAAGCAGCUACAAUGC
Messenger RNA from Chlamydomonas reinhardtii, 1036 nucleotides. RefSeq lists its product as uncharacterized. NCBI's taxonomy places the organism in Eukaryota, Viridiplantae, Chlorophyta, Chlorophyceae, Chlamydomonadales, Chlamydomonadaceae. The record is from RefSeq and is a predicted model, not a curated record. The transcript has a single exon. The coding region runs from base 149 to 736 and encodes 195 amino acids.